Molecule: messenger RNA, 1654 nt
Organism: Colletotrichum godetiae
Lineage: Eukaryota; Fungi; Ascomycota; Sordariomycetes; Glomerellales; Glomerellaceae
Product: major facilitator superfamily transporter
Exons: 5
Coding region: 1-1218 (405 amino acids)
Biological process (GO): transmembrane transport
Cellular component (GO): membrane
Molecular function (GO): transmembrane transporter activity
Source: RefSeq, a predicted model, not a curated record
AUGCGAAGUCCGACGAGUUCCCACCAUCACGACCCCGAAUCUAGCCCGUUGGCCUGGCUUUGUGUUCUCGGAUCUUUCAUGUUUCUUUAUCCAUCAUACGGUUUCAUGCAAUCUGUGGGAACUGUUCAGUCAUACCUCCAGCUGAACCAGCUGAGUGAGUACUCCACUCGCGAUCUUGGUUGGAUAAGCGGCAUCUUCACCUCGCUUGCGCUAUUUCUUGGAAUCCAGGCUGGGCCGUUGAUGGACGCCUAUGGCACGAAGUGGCUAGCUCCCAUCUCUGUAGCACUCUAUGUGCCUGUGUUCUUCAUCAUGGGCGAAUGCACGCAAUACUGGCACUUCAUUCUCUGUCUAGGAGUGCUAGGUGGCAUCGGCGGCGCUCUCACGUCAACAGUCGCGGUGGCAGUGAUCGGAAAACUCUUCAACCGUCGCAAGGGACUUGCCAUGGGUGUCGCCCUGUCCGGAUCCUCGUUUGGAGGUGUGACAAUCUCGAUGAUGCUUCGGUCAAUCCUACCUAGACUGGGCUGGCAGUGGUCCAUGAGAAUCAUGGGCUUCCUAGUUCUCGGUAUCAUGGUCGUGGGCGUCCUAUGCUUUCUUCCGUAUCCUCGCUUGUCGACUCCCGUUGCCGGAGCACCAGUUGGGAGAGUAGGAGCCAUGCUCAACUUCUCAGCCUUUCGCUCUCCGCCUUUUGGAUUUAUGGCUGGAGGUCUCUUCAUGCUAGAGUUUGUUCUCUUUGGAAUCACUGGUCUAUUGCCCACUUUUGCCAUCGCUGCAGGCUUUCCCUCUAAUAUCGGCUUCUCCCUUGUAGCCAUUUUGAACGGCACUUCAUGUUUCGGCCGCAUCAUGACCGGCGUGAUCGGCAUUACUAUCGUGUUUACCGGUGUCGUUUUCGUGCCUUUUGGGACCAAACAUAUUGGUGCCUUGUAUGCCUUUGCCGCUCUAUGGGGCUAUGGAUCUGGCUCCUUCCUCUCGAGCACGCCAGUCUGUCUAGGAAAGACUUGCGAGCCGAAGGAUUAUGGGAGGUAUCUCGGCACAAUGAACUUCGUGGUUAGUUUCUCAUUGCUAGUCACUGUGCCCAUCGGAGGGCAGAUGCUUGAGAGUAUGGGUGGGACGGCACUCUCGGGGUUUUAUCUUGCUAUCCUCUUCCUGGGUGGUGUUUGCUACUUUGCUGCUCGUUCCCUUCUUCUAGGAGGAUGGCUUACCCUAAGAGCUAGGAUCUGAUUUCAAAGCGCACCUGGCCUCAGCUUUAAGUACUUUGAAGGCCAUGUAAAAGUUAGACUCGAAAGGUCGAAGACUCAGGCGGCUGAACUUGACAUUUGCGGCUUAAUUGUACCGCAGUGGGAUUGGCGGGCAACAAAUACAGAGGAGGGGCAUAGGUGAUGAACAGUAGAUUUCCUGUAACUGGUAGAUUAAUAACGGCCCCCAUAUCUACUCUGCAGGGUGAUCCUCAAUAUUGGUAUUCCUUUUUGUCGCUUAGAGACCAAACAAGUUCGUCAUGAACCGCUAGACAAGUGGGGAAGAGGUUCCACCCGAAGGGCGCGAAAGAUCUCUCGGCGUGCAGGAGGAUAGAGGGCCCGGACCGGUAUCAUGGGCGAAGAACCGGGUUGACGACCGGAGAAUCGGCUACUAUCUCGACAAUUCUUUACCUUUGCGGAAC